Funneliformis geosporum is the source of this 2025-nucleotide messenger RNA. NCBI's taxonomy places the organism in Eukaryota, Fungi, Glomeromycota, Glomeromycetes, Glomerales, Glomeraceae. The record is from the annotation of a GenBank genome assembly.
AUGCACACACUGGAUUUAGCAAAUUUUCCCGUGACAGAUACUCUGAAGAUGCUUGCUUCACUUCUGGAAAAAAUUACAAAUGCUAACGACCAAUUAAAGUCUCACGGUAUAAAUCACGUCGAGACUCCUCCUCCGGCCGUUUCAGUAGCUUCUGCACCAUCUUUCACGCGUUUUCACGCUCGUUCGGUCCCUUCAAUAGAUAUACAUUCUUAUCUUUCAAGGAUACUGAAAUAUUGUCCUACAACAAAUGAAUGUUUCCUAUCUUUACUGGUUUAUUUUGAUCGUAUGUCAAAGAAUGCCAUAGCAACAACUGGAAAACCUUUCUCUAUAGAUUCUUUUAACAUUCAUCGUCUGAUAAUCGCUGGCAUUAUGGUUUCUUCCAAGUUUUUUUCGGACGUAUUCUUCACAAAUUCAAGAUAUGCAAAGGUGGGAGGAUUGCCAGUAUCGGAGUUAAAUCAACUGGAGUUAGAAUUUCUUAUAUUGAACGACUUUCGCUUAGCAAUUACAGUAGAAGAAUUGCAGAGAUACGGUGAUCAAUUACUCAAGCAUUGGGUAUCGGAAGAAAUGAGACAAGGUGGGAACUUAUACGAUAAUCGAUUUCCCAGGUGGGAUUCAGGUCAUAACCUUGAAAAGAAUUUAAGUAAAAGGUCACGUAAAUUCCCCUCUACUGAUGAUACAACAAGCAAGGGUGGUGGACCAAAAGCAAUGAAAGAAGAAGAUCAAGUAGAAAAUAAUCAUCAUAUUAUUCGUUCGCAUCGUCGAGAUAGUAGUUUUUCUUCGACAAAAUCAUUGAACAUUACCUCAACAUAUCAAUCAUCAUUAACGUCAUCUCCACAACAAUAUUCAACACAUUUAUCAAAAACUCCACCUCCUCCAUUACCUGGUUCAUCACCUUCAAUAGUUACAGCGCCAAAUGGAAAUCACUCAAAUUCUAUUAACAAUUCCCCUAUGCACACUCCGUUUUCUUCAACGAAUGUGUCAAUGAGUUUAGGUUCCACGAUAAAACGUGCAAACAGUAGCGGUUCAUUACUUAAUCGCGCAAGAAGUGGUGACUUGUCAGAUGAUUUGCAACAAUACCAUCAUCCAAGACAUUCAUCACCAAAACCAAUAAAUCCGGAGGAUCAUGCUUAUCGAGCUGCAGCACCUCCACCAUAUCCAUCUGGUCCAUCAAUCACCGCGACUUCUGCAUUAGCCAUAACAAAUUCAAAGUCGAUAAAUGGUAAUAGGAAUGGUUCACAACCGUCGCCUAAUAAUAGUAAUAAUACCUUACCAACUCCAUCUCCAACUCAUAAUAUAACAAACCUUAUGCGGCGUAUGUCUCAUGAUUCUCCUUCAAAUCCUUUUCAAUAUCCUCCUCCUCCUUCAUAUCAUUAUUCGGCUUACCAAGCUCCGUCUACACAGUCUUUACCCGCAACUCCUGUGACCACCCUGCCUCCUUCACUUCCGUCAAUGCCUUUUAAUGCUGCCACCAUCAGUAAUGUUGCUCAUACGGCUGCCGCUGCCGCUUUAGGUUAUGCACGUAGAGCUUCCCUUGCCCUUCCGCCACUUCCUCGUCAUUUAAACGUGUUUGGCGGUGGCAUACCUUCUCCCGUGUCAACAAUUCCUCCUGAAAAUUUGGGUCCUGGCUUAUCUCGACGUGGUUCUGUUCCUGCUUGGAGUGAAAGUAGUUUAUCAGGCAGUAAUAAUGGAAGUUCAAACCCUAGUUCCAAUUUAGCAAUGACCAAUGGAUCAUCGUCAUUAUCAAUCUCCACGGUGCCAACAUCGUCAUCGUCAGGAAAACAGAGUUCGAUGGUGAACGGUCAUGUACACAGUCAUAUCCAUACAAAUGGAGUAUCAACGACCCCUCAUGGUACUCCAUCUACUGAGCUUUCUAGGAGGAGUAGUUCAAAUUCGGGUACGGCUUCAGAUUCUUCCGGUCUGUCAGGAUCGAUCUCGGUCUCUCGUAUGACAACCAAUGGAAGCGGAAAUGCUGCAAACUCCAAUAUCAAAAAUGUCAAUGGAACGAAUAAGACACGUGAAAAUUAG